AUAAUUAAUUGUACAGCGGGUGGGUUAGUUGUUUGGAAGCAGGAUGUAGGCAGGUAGAUGCAGAUCUGUCUCCUCCGUUUGAUAGUUUCGUUAGAUGGCCCGUCCGUCUCCCAGCUGCGGAUAACAUCGAUCUGAAACCCGUCUUCAUCACUAGCUACACAGCCGGGCUUCUCCAGGCGAAUUCUGCUUCUUUCUUUACUGAGAGGGAAGGGAAGAAGAGUUACUGUACUUUCUGUACAGUGGUAGCAGCCUCCAGGGGUACUAUGGUUAUCUAAUCGGCAAUGGAUCGCCAAGCUAGUGCGCGAAUCGACCUGGAGUGUAUGCUGUUGGAUGAAACCAAAGAGCCGAGGGCUCUACCGCUGCCACUCCUCGAAGACAUCACAAAGAGUUUCUCCGCUGACCAUGAAAUUGGACGUGGCGGAUUCGCGGUGGUUUAUCAGGGAAUCCUUGACAAUGGCAUGGUCGCUGUGAAGAAGCUGUCCAACACGUAUUUGUAUGAGAAUAAAUUCCAGACGGAGAUUCAAUGUCUGAUGAAGGUGAAGCACAGAAAUGUUGUACGAUUUUUAGGAUAUUGCUGCGACACACAAGGUCAAGUAGCCACGCAUGAAGGAAAUUUUGUCAUGGCUGACAUACAAGAAAGAUUACUCUGCUUUGAGUUUCUACCCAAGGGGGAUCUUUCCAACUAUAUCUCCGGUAGGGCCACAAUUUUCCUUGCUAAAGAUUAUUUGGUUCAUGAACAUUCAUACACAGUUUUACAUUCCAUGUCAUGUACUAACUACAGUUUGAAUAUCAAGGACUUCAUUCCAGAUACUAAACCACCUUUCUUGUGUCCAAUUUAUGUAGAUGCGUCCAGUGGACUUGAAUGGAGAGACCGCUACAAAAUAAUAAAAGGAAUCUGCCAAGGAUUGGAUUACCUUCACAGAAAUGAUAUUGUUCACCUUGAUCUUAAGCCGGCAAAUAUCCUCAUGGAUGCUAAAAUGGUGCCGAAAAUUGGUGACUUUGGCCUAUCGAGGUGCUUUCAGGAAGAGCAAACCCGCACUAUUGCUACAACAUUUGCUGGAAGCCUUGGAUAUCUAGCACCAGAAUUCGGCGACCGCAUAAUUACACAUAAAUAUGACUUGUACAGUCUUGGAGUAAUAAUCACAGAGAUACUGACCGGACGAAAAGGUUAUAGUGAUGUUGAUGAAGUACUUGAAAGUUGGAGCAAUAGGUUGGAGAAAUCACAGAGACAACAAGUAAGAGUAUGCACCGAGAUAGCAUUACAGUGCACUGAACGCAGUCCUAAGAGAAGGCCAACUAGUACGCAAUAUGUAGUUGAUAGGCUUACUGAAACAGAAAGCACGGGAACAAUGGAUCUACUUGACGUCUACCUUGUCGAGCUUCACUUCCCUGUCGAACCCGACACAGAUGAACAUGCAGUAUUCAGGCUUAUGAAGAAGAGCACCAAGCCUUGGCGUUGCUUCGCAAGUCUCCCAGUAUAUGGAAUUGUACCUCCCAAGUCCACUACUUACACUCUCGUUGUUACAGCACAACAACAAGAGACGCUACCAGAAGAAACGGAGUGCGAUCUGAUCCUGCAGAGUAGUCUAUCAGGGGAUAAAAGCAUCCCUACUUUGAGGGACCAAUCUAAGUAUGACAAGUUUUUCGACGAAGCUAAAGAGUCAGGGAAUGCAGUGUGUGAGGUGAUGCUGAAAACUGUUUUUGCUUCGCAAGGACCGACAACAUCAGAGCCGACAAUCUCAAGAAGACUAAAGGAUCAAUGGAUCAUAUCCCUGAAGAAUACUCAUGGCAUGCUGUGCUCCCUUGAUGCACAGACCACCGAGCCAUGCAUUGUAACAAGUCAUCAGCACGGAGAUGUUUGCGUAUGGAACUAUGACCCGCAGAGACGGACAGAUUCAUUUAAUGUCUCAAAGGAGUCAAUCAUGCCUUCUUACUCAUUGUCUAAUAAAGUUCAUUCUGUUAAGGUUAUCUCAAGAAAGAAAUGGUUUGUGGCUGGGACAUCUGAUGGUGUGAUCCAUGUGUACAAUUACGACAACAAAAUACAAAAACUCAGGAGUUUCAGAGCCGCCAGUGAUUGCUUCAUCACAUCAAUGGCCGUCCAUCCAACCCAUCCAUAUGUAUUGUCAUCGGCUCAUCGUGAUAUGAAGCUCUGGGACUGGGACAACGGCUGGGACUGCACACAAUCAUUCGUGCAGGAACAUUCCGAUACUAUACAGCAAGUCGCAUUUAACCCAGUGGACUCCAAUAUCUUUGCAAGUGCUUCAGAUGAUCACACAGUAAAGGUUUGGAGCAUCGAUUCUCCUGAAUCAAAAUAUACUUUGUCUGGGCAUCAGGACAAAGUGAACUGUCUCAAUUUCUUCACAUGUAAUGAUCGACAAUAUUUGAUUACUGGCUCUGAUGACCACACAGCUAAGAUAUGGGACAUGGAGGAAAAGGCUUGUGUUCAUACGAUGCAAGCUUUCGUGUCUCCAGUAAUUUCUGUCAUGGCCUUUCCCGAUAGCUCAUAUCUAAUUACAGGUUCAAGAGAUGGCUCUGUUCAUUUCUGGAGCUCCAGUGAAUUCAGUGAUUUCUGCAUGGUUCCUAGGCUGGAGAGAAUCGUUAACUUUGGCUCUGGUGGAGCUAUUUGGGGUCUCGGAUGUUUCAUGGGGUCAAGAAGGAUUGUAAUCGGACAAGAGUACACAGUGUCAAUCAUGGCCAUCGACAAUGAAGAUGAACCAUUUGCUAGUGAGGACAGCAAUGAAAACCCCAUAUGAGGGACGUACUAGGAAAUGGACAACUUUCACGCGAAGAGGUCAAUCGACAACUUCUUAGCAGAUGCACGUUUGUGCAGUGAACUCUGGUUUGUGUAUUUGAUUUGGCACUGGAUUUUAGUAUUUGGCACAAAUCCGAGGUUACAUUUUGGUGAACCAUAUGUCGACGUGCAGUGUGGAUUUAUUCAGAGAUCAUUUUGCUUUCUGUUCAGGAGAGGUGCUGACUCUGUUCAUUGUCCGAUAAAACAGCACUUUAAGAUGUUUACACCUGUUUGUUAUGUUCA
Molecule: messenger RNA, 3034 nt
Organism: Triticum dicoccoides
Lineage: Eukaryota; Viridiplantae; Streptophyta; Magnoliopsida; Poales; Poaceae
Exons: 15
Coding region: 282-2753 (823 amino acids)
Biological process (GO): protein phosphorylation
Molecular function (GO): protein binding; protein kinase activity; ATP binding
Source: RefSeq, a predicted model, not a curated record